AUGUCAGAUUAUUACGAGUUCUUCAGAGGGAAGAGUAUUGGUAAAGUUGUUAAAAAGAUCAACCAGAAAUUCAAAACUGAUGACUCCUUUUUCAACUUGGAUGACGUCCGUGUAAUGUAUGUGCUGUGUGCUUUUGAACAGUGCCUGCUAAAUGGUUCUGAUUGGUGCCGAUUGAUGGAUCAUGAAGACACACUAACUUUUGAAUAUCUCUCAGACAUUAAGCAAUAUUGGAUCAACGCUUAUGGUUACAAGGUGAAUUACCAACAGAGUUGUCCAAUCAUGAAAGAUCUUCUCCACAGCAUCCUUACAUCAGUAGAAGCUCACAGAGGAGGGAAAAAUUAUACCAAAGGCCAUUUCAUGUUUGGUCAUGGAGAAACUCUGGCUCCUGUCUAUUCUGAUCUUGGACUUUUCAAAGACACCAAGCCUUUAAAAGCAGAAAAUUUCCAGGCGCAACAUCACAGAAAAUUCCGUUCCAGUUACAUCUUACCGUUUGCUGCCAAUAUUGCUAUUGUCACAUACCACUGUGUUCCCCAAGAAGGAAUCUAUAUACAGAGAAACGAGAACGACAUAUUUAUGGAACAGGCAACAGAAUACAUUGUACAGAUCUAUCUAAAUGAACGACUUCUCGAUAUUCCUGGUUGUGGGACCAGCUGUCCAAUGAAUGAUUUUCUUAACAAGUAUAAAAAAAUUGAAUCUUGUGAAUUCAACAAAGUUUGCCAUUUAAACAAAUCUUCCUGA
Acanthosepion pharaonis is the source of this 738-nucleotide messenger RNA. NCBI's taxonomy places the organism in Eukaryota, Metazoa, Mollusca, Cephalopoda, Sepiida, Sepiidae. The record is from the annotation of a GenBank genome assembly.